This is a messenger RNA of Pangasianodon hypophthalmus (striped catfish), 1656 nucleotides long. RefSeq names its product mitogen-activated protein kinase 12a (gene mapk12a). Gene Ontology annotation, molecular function: MAP kinase activity; ATP binding. The transcript is spliced from 12 exons. Gene Ontology annotation, biological process: protein phosphorylation; intracellular signal transduction. The coding region runs from base 133 to 1224 and encodes 363 amino acids. The record is from RefSeq and is a predicted model, not a curated record. Gene Ontology annotation, cellular component: nucleus; cytoplasm. NCBI's taxonomy places the organism in Eukaryota, Metazoa, Chordata, Actinopteri, Siluriformes, Pangasiidae.
GCAGCCGCAGCUCAGCUUUUCACAGGUAUUUUCAGUCAUAGGUGUGUCGAAGAAGCUGGCAAUCACUGUCGCUAUACCUGAAACAAAAGAAAUAUAUACAUAUAUAUAUAUAUUUUUUUUAUAAAACAAACGAUGACUCAACGCUCGAGACCCGGUUAUUAUCGUCAGGAAGUGAAUAAAACCAUUUGGGAAGUACCUGAACGAUACAAAGAUUUAAGACCGGUUGGCACAGGGGCUUAUGGUACAGUAUGCUCUGCUCAGGACCGCAAAACAGGGUCAAAGGUUGCUAUCAAGAAACUCCUCCGUCCUUUCCAGUCAGAACUUUUUGCCAAGAGGGCUUACCGGGAACUCCGACUUCUCAAACACAUGAAGCAUGACAAUGUUAUUGGACUGCUGAAUGUUUUCACCGCAGACCUGUCACUGGACCGAUUUCAAGACUUUUAUCUGGUGAUGCCCUUUAUGGGUACUGAUCUUGGGAAACUAAUGAAAACAGAGAAGCUUACAGAAGACAGAGUUCAGUAUCUUGUCUACCAGAUACUGAAAGGAUUAAAGUAUAUCCAUGCUGCUGGUAUCAUUCACAGGGACCUCAAGCCAGGCAAUCUAGCCAUCAGUGAAGAAUGUGAGCUCAAGAUCCUGGAUUUUGGUUUGGCCCGUCAGGCUGAUAGUGAGAUGACAGGCUAUGUGGUAACUCGCUGGUACAGAGCCCCUGAGGUCAUCCUCAACUGGAUGCACUACACACAGACUGUGGACAUCUGGUCUGUUGGCUGUAUCAUGGCAGAGAUGCUCAUUGGAAAACCGCUGUUCAAAGGACAUGAUCACCUGGAUCAACUGACUGAGAUCAUGAAAAUCACAGGAACACCUACGCAAGAUUUCAUCUCCAAACUGCAAUCCCAGGAUGCUAAAAACUACAUUCAGAAGAUGCCCAAACUUAGGAAGAAAGAUCUUCAGAUUUUGAUGCCAGACACCAACCCUCAAGCAAUUGCUGUGCUAGAGUCCAUGCUGCUGCUGGACCCAGAAAGCAGAGUGACGGCAGCUGAAGCUAUGGUUCUGCCCUACUUCUCUGAAUUUCGCGAGCCAGAGGAGGAGACUGAAGCUCUGCCAUACGAUCACUCACUGGACAACGCUGAGCAGUCACUGGAGCAAUGGAAACGACUCACAUUUAGUGAGAUUCUUACUUUCCAACCUCCACCACUGGGGCCAGUGCAGAAAGAGACAUCACUUUGAGUGGAAACAUCUCAAGCCAAGUGUGCCUUAGCUCUUUUCAUGGGACCCAUGGUCCGUGCGUGUGUCUCCAUUAUAUACUUUACGAACUAAACAACGUAUUUGGUAUUACAGUAAGUGCUGCCGUGUUGGUGGUCAAACAUAAACAUUACCAUUCACAUACCUUUAUUAGGACACUGCACAACUUAUUCAUUAUACUGGAAUACAAAGAAGUAUACUUCAAAGAAAUGCAAUAAUUUCUUUGAGCAGGUGUUUAUGUCUAUAAUUCUAUGGUCUGCUGUGGUCCAUGGACACAUUUGAGUCCAGUGACAUGAGACUAUGCAUAUGUUAAACCAAAUAUCUUUUUUUAACCAAGUAUUUUUGAAAAUAAAUUUGCUACAACGAAUUGUCUGUAAUCAAACUUCUGCUUUUUGCAAUAAAGACAAUUUGGUUUAA